ACCCAGGGAUCCCUUUUAUUGAGGUAUUAGAAGCUUAUCCUGAAAAUUCAAAACCAAUUCAGAAGUUAAAAACUCAAUGCUUCACAUUACCUAUCCCUUGGAAUAAUUCUCUCAAAUUUCUGGAUAAGUAUAACGGUGGAACCAUAUAA
Molecule: messenger RNA, 149 nt
Organism: Entrophospora candida
Lineage: Eukaryota; Fungi; Glomeromycota; Glomeromycetes; Entrophosporales; Entrophosporaceae
Source: the annotation of a GenBank genome assembly